Ochlerotatus camptorhynchus is the source of this 1603-nucleotide messenger RNA. RefSeq names its product LIM domain transcription factor LMO4. The coding region runs from base 821 to 1603 and encodes 260 amino acids. The record is from RefSeq and is a predicted model, not a curated record. NCBI's taxonomy places the organism in Eukaryota, Metazoa, Arthropoda, Insecta, Diptera, Culicidae. The transcript has 3 exons.
GCCAGAAAGUGUUUGUGUUGUCACCUACCGACAGACCGUCCGUCCGUCCGUCUCCAUCUUCGGGCCGGCACCUGCAGGCCGCCCAAAAGGCACCCGUCGAACCGGCAGCAGACCGCGCGCGCAAAUUGCUGAAAUGAAAUAUAUUUCGCGAAAAUUGAAAUUUAUUUAGAUAUAGAUAAAAAGAAGUGCGCGACGCGGAGGGCAAAGCGAAAAAAUAGAAAAUUAUUUAUAAAUAAUAGCCGCGUGAAAAUAACAGCCAGAAGCGGCAGAAAAACCAAACUCCCCACGUACAGAAAGGGGGAUCCAAAGCGUUAUUGUGUUUUAGAAAGAGCGAGAGAGAACGAAUAAAAAAAAAAAAAACGAGGAAGAAAAAUAGUGGCGGAAAAAUCUAUCAAUUUUAUCAGGCUUCCGAGCGCUUCCUUCAAUCACCCUUAUCCCUCUCGCCUAGCAUAGCCAAUACAAUCAAUAAAAUAACGAGCAUUUCGGCGCGUCCGCAUUUGCGAAAUAAAUAAAAAAAAACGGUGGAUCCAAGUGAUUGAAAAAUUGUGCAACGUCGAACCUAGCCAAACGCAAAAGUGGCGACGAGGAACGUGUCCCCCUAAAUCAGAGUUGGUGCAUAAUCAGUAGUAGUAGUGUUAGACGGGCGUUACAAAGAAAUUACACAGGCAGUACCACCGCAGAAAAGAAGAACCACCAAAACCAGUUUUCGUUCGUUUAGUGCGAGCGUUCAUUUUUUUUCAUAAUUGUGUUGCGGUCUAGAACCGGCAGCGUCGUGAAGAACCGACCAAAAAAAGCCGUCAAGCUGGCCGCGUCAAUAGCAAUGAACCCACACUACCAUCCGUACUCGGAUCUGGGCUCGUCCCCGCACUCGCCCAGUCCGGACAACAACAACUACCCGCAGCUGACGCCGCACCACAAUGGCCACGGUGGAGGCGGCGGUGGCGGGCCCGGCAAUCCGAUGGGGGUCAGCCAGAUGGACAGCCAGGCGGCGGGAUUCCACGGCAUGGGCAACGGAGGCCCCGGUGGCGGUCCCGGUGGACCGGUCAAACACUGCGGGGGCUGUGGAGGCAAAAUUACGGAACGAUUCUUCCUGCACGCACUCGAUCGGUACUGGCACAAUUCCUGUCUCAAAUGCUCCUGCUGUGGUGCCAUGCUAGCAGACAUCGGUUCCAGUUGUUACACCCGCAGCGGCAUGAUCCUGUGCAAAACAGACUACUCCAGAUUGUUCGGAUCCGGAGCGUGCUCAGCCUGCCACCAGACGAUACCCGCCAACGAGUUUGUGAUGCGAACGACAUCGCACACGACGAUAAACAACAACCUGAACAACGCCAGCAACCAGAAUGGGGCAAACAACAACAACAACAAUAACAACAACAACAACAACAACGGCCAGGCCGUCCCUCAGCAUCACGUGUUUCAUCUCAAGUGUUUCCAGUGCUCCAAAUGCGGUUGCCAUCUGGUGCAAGGUGACCGAUACUACAUGCUGGGUGGAAGUUUAGUGUGCGAACAGGACUGGCACAAGCUGGUGAAGACUUCCAAUGCCCAGACGAAUCCCCCGCUGCGCAAGGGUAAGGUCGGGCGACCUCGGCGAUCGCGAGACUGA